This is a messenger RNA of Vombatus ursinus (common wombat), 936 nucleotides long. It is a transcript of the gene MPC1, whose product is annotated as mitochondrial pyruvate carrier 1. Lineage: Eukaryota; Metazoa; Chordata; Mammalia; Diprotodontia; Vombatidae. The transcript is spliced from 5 exons. The coding region runs from base 86 to 415 and encodes 109 amino acids. Gene Ontology annotation, biological process: pyruvate import into mitochondria. The record is from RefSeq and is a predicted model, not a curated record. Gene Ontology annotation, cellular component: mitochondrial inner membrane.
GGUGGAGUGGAGCUUUCUGCCCGUCGGGGCCGGGUCGGCUGGGUUGUCGUCGGGGUAGAGCCGACGCGGCAGCGGCGGCAGAGCUAUGGCGGGGGCGCUGGUGCGCAAAGCGGCCGACUAUGUCCGGAGCAAGGACUUCCGGGACUAUUUGAUGAGUACGCACUUUUGGGGUCCAGUAGCCAACUGGGGGCUCCCCAUUGCAGCCUUCAAUGAUAUGAAGAAAUCUCCAGAGAUCAUUAGUGGCAGAAUGACAUUUGCCCUUUGUUGUUAUUCUUUGACAUUCAUGAGAUUCGCCUACAAGGUGCAGCCUCGGAACUGGCUCCUCUUUGCGUGCCACGCCACGAAUGAAGUAGCCCAGCUCAUCCAGGGAGGACGCCUUAUCAAUCACAAGAUGAGUAAAAAAGCUUCUGCUUAACAAAGGGAGGAGAGGUUGUACCUGCUCUGCAGGGACAGCAUUUCCAGCAACAGCUGCUGAGACACAGAUACCAUCACACAUGGUCUUGCUAAGGAAGACAACAGCAUCUUUUCAUUAGCCAGACUUAUUUCUUUAGAAAGAGCUGAGAGUACCUAAAAUAACUCUUUGCUGCCUUACAAUUACUUAACAUAUUUUCUCUUUUUAAAGAGUAGUUCAAAUUAUGCAACUAAUUUAAUGGUCUCAAUGAUGGUUUUAAUCUCAAACAGUAUGUAUAUUAGCUCUUGGUCAUGGAAUUUAUCUUAUGAAAAACUGAAGAGAACAAAGCCUGUAACUUUGAGCACUUUGGUACACAGAAUAUUUGUUUUGUUCUAUAAUAGUAACAAGUCAACUAGUGGUAGUUGACAAAAAAUUUAUUUCCAAUGAAGUAAUUGUUUGAAUCAGUUAUCUGUGUACUUCCAUGCAGUGUGUACGAUCAAAAUGCUGUAACUGAAUUGCAAUAAAUCACUGAAAUAUUAAACUUC